AUGCGGAGUGUUGCCCUUCUUGGGUCAGUCUCCGGUGCGGCGGGACUUCACGUGAAGUCCAAUGGCCGGCUGACCAGUGUCUUCCAGCAAAAGAGGCUAUCCCCUGAAAAUUAACCAUCCCCAUCCAAUUUGUCAUGCAAAACACGUAGCAAAUUCUGUGUUUGUCAUGCAAAAAGUGGAUGGGGAUGGUUAAUUUUCAGGGAAUAGAGGCAGCGAAAAACCGUCGCUAAGCAGGGAGGCUGGGAUGUCGUGGAGAUUGACUGCCGCGGGACCUUCGGGUUCGGCUGCGAGGCGUUCGACCCGAUGAGGCUCCUCAGCAAGCAGGCCCCCGACGAGGUCCACGACAUUUUCUACGGCAAGCACGCGUUCUGCUACGACAAUCCGGCGCCGCACAUGCCAGGAUCCGCCCCACCGCCAAUCCCGGGUAGCAUGACCGCGACCGCCGAGGCUCCGUCCGGUCCGCAUUGCGUCGACAAGUUGAUGCCGGGCGACGGAGGGUGCGGCUUUUUCCCACCCGCGUUUUACGGCGUCGCCUGCGCCAACAUGCCCGAUCCGGAAACCGGCGUCUUUCAGCACUACAGCUGCUUGCCGGGCGUGUCCGAGCCGGUCGAGGCCCCGGCGACCGAGGCCGCGUUCGAGGAGGGAACUGGCGGAAACACGGGCUACAGCUGCCAGAAGUGCUGCCCGCGAAUGUUGUUCCACGAGGUUAAGCAGGAGAGAUUCUAAAGAAGUGAAACUGUGAACUUCACAAUACGCCUUGUACUCGCGCCAUUUUGCUUGUAGUGCUGAACGACGGCGAGAAAAAACGUUUUUUAGAUUUUUUAAAAAAUCUGUCUCCACCAACUGCAGCUGUUGCUGACGUCAGCGCUACCCUCUUGGCAUGAAACAAAAGCCCAGGAAUACGUCUUUAGAACAUUCUCCCAGUCAUAGACCAGGCCGAAGCUGACAAGUGGUGCGCGAAAGACCUUGCCGGUGCCCGCGUGCCCGACUGUGCCCCGGACGCUACCUCUGAUCCGUUGUACAACGGUGCGCUGUCGAUCAUCGUGCCGGGUUCCGAGGCCUGCUUGCCGCCAGCGUCGGUCAAGCCGGGAGCGGAAGUCGACUGCGGUGAUGGUAUCGUCGGAAAGGUCCCGCCCACGGUCCCCGCAGAUUUGAACCCCUGUAUGAAGGUGGACGAGUUCGAAGGCGGUAAGUUCGCCAACUUUGCAGUCGCGGCCGAGCGUGCGAAUGACCUGCACCACGAGAUGCUGGUCGAGGUGGCACACAAGACCGGCGCCUGCCCCAACGGGAACCCCCCGAUCGACCCCACCACGGACGCGGUCGCGCCCUCCCCGAAGCCCGUGGGCUCCGCCCCGCCGCCACCAACGCCAACGCCUGCCGCGCCCGCGGGAUCCGGACCACCGCCCCCGAAGGCCCCAGCCGGACCACCGAUGGACCCAGCUGGUACUCGAUUUGAUUUGAGUUUAUGUUUCCGCGACGGUUGCGUUUUUAGAAAGUCAAGCGAGAUCCUGCAGGAUUAUUUUCAUGCCGACACAGAAAUUUUAAUUUAGUUUGUUUCUUUCCACCUCUGCUUUAGACGGCCUCGUACACUUUCGUUUUCGAACUUUAUUUAAUAUCCAUAUCCUAAAUCCCAAAAACAUCACAAUACAGUUAUCCCGGAACCUGGUGCGGCUCCGGUCACCGGCGGCAACGAGCCCGUGCAGAUCACGACCAACCCGGAUCCGGAAAGUGCUGCCGCUGGCAAGGCCGCGGCCCUGACCCCGCCGUCCUUGGUGUUGAAGGGUGCCAAGAAGACCAACGACGAACCCAAAGCCGCCAAAAAAGCUAGUGAAGAGCCGGAAGCCCCGGCGAAGAAGGCUGUGGAAGAAGCCAAAGCCCCGGCCAAGAAGGUCGAGACGAAAGCACCGGCCAAGAAGGAAACCACCGACAAGCAGUGAUGCAGGUCAGAUUCGAGUUUCACCGACACACCGCCGCGAUUCAGUAACUGUAACAAAAGAAAUUCAAAUUGUACAAUGCACAACCUUCACAAUGUAGUCGCGCGGAAAAAAUGAAUUAUCCUACUCGAAAAGUAAAACCAUUUGAUGUGGAUUAUUUCGAUUUAUUGCAGCUACCGAGGAGUAGAUAGCAACCGACUUCUGCCGCCUGUGUCACGGUUUAUUUUUAAGAGAAUCAAUGAGUCCUUAGUUUCUUUAUUUGUCAAUCAGCAAACACCAGCGCCUUUUUAAAUUCUUUAGAUCAGCAUCAGCAUGUAUUUUUUGUGUUAGAUAGAAUCUGAAUCAGCAGCGAAGUUUCUUUAUUUGUCAAUCAGCAUUACGUAAAAAUGAUAGUGUUCUCGUAUAUCAGGACCAAGCGCCCAAGUUGUGUCUUCGCUUCGAGGUAGAAGAGUAAAUUGAAAAACGGUACUGAACAAACGCUCAAGCUUUGAGAUGUCGGUGUGUAAGCUCAAUGAAAAUGCCACGAAUUAUCCCAAUUUCUCUGCAUGCACCAGUGUGUUUCACCAAAAGUCAGUGCAGGAUGACUAGGGAUUUAUUUCGGGGCUUCUGAUAUUCUUUGACUCUCCUAGGAGCGCGAUUUCUGACAAUGUGAAAUACUCAUGAGAGCGGGCGAAUUGGAAUUCGAGCGUGAGCCGCUUUUGCUAUUACAGC
Messenger RNA from Amoebophrya sp. A120, 2645 nucleotides. Lineage: Eukaryota; Dinophyceae; Syndiniales; Amoebophryaceae. The record is from the annotation of a GenBank genome assembly.